AUCAUGGGAAAUUGCCAUGCUCGGAUUAAUAAAUUGUACAACUCACUGGGUAACGACGAAGAUCCAGACAGUGACUGGAAAAAACAAACCGAGGCUGCCAAACACAACGAAGUCUACAAAUUAGUUAAUUUUACUAAUGGUGGUAAAUUAAUUGAAGAGUAUAACACACGUGGCAAAAAUGGUUUCAAAGAUUUUAUUAAAAACUUGCUACCGUUAUACGUGACAGGAGACGGAGAUGGGAUAAUCACUGAUAAAAAAGAGUUUGCACAAUUUCUACAUGACCCCACAGGAGAGAAUAAACUGACGGAAAAGCAGUUGUUGGAAUUGUUUGAAACUGAAGUUGAUUCAUACAUUGAAAACGAAUUUGACGAUCGUGGCCACGAAACCUGUUGGUCAUUGUUUAAAAGAGGCGGAGUUGGAGAAACUGCCUUACAUCUUUGUUACUUAAAUAAUACCCAUGUACAUAAAGACAUUGCCACGUGUAUGUUAGAACUCUGCCCGAAAUUGGUCCUGGAUAUAUACGAAGGCAAGGAAUAUUAUGGUGAAAGUUGUCUACAUAUUGCAAUAGUUAACAACGACCUACAAGCUGUUAAACAGUUAGUAGGGAAGUACAACGCCAGACUAGACCAGAAAGCUUCUGGAAGAUUCUUCCUUCCUGAGGAUCAACAGAAAGAAAUCCGCGACUCAUCGGAUGACUACUUUGGUUAUGCGUAUUACGGAGAAUACCCAUUAAGCUUUGCGGCAUGUAUGGGAAAUGAAGAUAUAUACGAUUACUUAAUUGAGAUGAGUUUAAAACGUCCACAUCUAGGACAAGUUGAUCCAAAUGCCCAGGAUAGAUUUGGGAACACUAUAUUACAUAUGUUGGUUAUCCAUGAUAAACCAACAAUGUAUGCACAUGUAUUAAAACAUGACGUCAUGCCAGCCGAUCCGGAGAAAAGGAACAAAGGCGAGCUUACGCCAUUAGCUUUGGCCUGCAAACUUGGGCGGAAUAAGAUGUUUAAUUUUUUAAUGGAAAUCGGAAGCACUGUGUUCUGGUCCUAUGGUAACGUACAAUGCAAUGCGUAUUCAUUACAAGCGGUAGAUUCUAUUGGACGAAAUGGAAAUACGGAUUGGUAUUCUGCCUUAAUGUUGAUAGUUGAUGGAAACAGUGAUAACCACCUAACAAUGCUAUCUACCGGUGUCAUUUAUAAACUUCUUGAAGCCAAAUGGAAGACUUUUGCAAGACGCUAUUUGUUUAUCCAUUUAAUAGUAGCCUUGAUUCACCUGUUGCUGUUAUCUAUAUGUGUAUAUACCAGACCUGCUGGUAAUUUAGUUGGAGACACCGAUCCCACAAGUAUAUUACGAUAUUGCUGUGAGAUUCUUGUUUGUUUUAUUGCCAUAUCAAAUUUUAUAUUCGAAAUCAAAGAAAUCAAAGUUAUCGGUGUCCGCAGAUUUCUCUCAAAUUUGUCUGGUGUGCCGGCUAAAACUACCCAUUUAUUAUCCUGUAUACUCAUCCUUUGCUGCAUACCGCUGCGAAUUGCUGGAGCUCGUUACGCCGAAGAUAUAUUGUUUAUCACCGCUGUAGCUACAGCAUGGCCACAUUUGUUAUUUUUCUUCAGGGGUUUGAGAUCGACAAACUUGGGGCCGUUUAUCACUAUGAUUUAUAAAAUGAUUACAAAUGAUUUACUGAGAUUUGGAAUUAUUUACUGCAUCUUUCUACUCACGUUUUCUCCGUCACUGUAUUACCUGUAUAAAGAUGUUGAUGCAGACACUUCCGAAUCGAACGUAAGAGCAUUUGACACUCCAUAUGGUACCGUAAUGUCGUUAUUCCAUAUGUCAUUUGGAGAAUACCCGAAAGACGAAAUAUCACAAUCUCGGAUCCCAGUACUGAGUGUGAUUAUAUUUGUCAUCUACUGUGUGUUGACGCCUACUCUACUGCUAAGUAUGUUAAUUGCUAUGAUGUCCAAUACGUUCCAAUCAAUUAAAGAAAAUUCGAAACGAGAAUGGUUGAAACAAUGGGCAAUGAUCAUCUUAGUUUUGGAGCGUUCUCUAAGCAAAGCAAAUUUAAUAAGUUUACAGAAAAAAUAUGCCAAUGCGAUAGCAAAAAAGAAGUAUGUUUCCAGAAAAUUUGGUACUGCUUCUAAGGAUAACACAGUUCCAGUCAAUGAAAAUGGUUGUAAGAAGCAACUGCAAGAGGAGACGUGUUUGGGACUUAUUCUUGUGAAAAAUAGAACUACAACUAGAGCAGAGGCAAGGAGGCAAGCCAAAGCUAACUGGAAGUUUGUUGGUAGGAAUACAAGAAAACAAUUAAUACAACAGAAACAGAGUGGUCCUAAGAGCACGGAUAGCAGUGCAACAACGUCUUCGAGUAUAUAUGAUGUUUUUACCACAAUGAAAACCAAGAACAUGUUUCCAACAGAGACAUGA
This is a messenger RNA of Saccoglossus kowalevskii, 2406 nucleotides long. Its product is annotated as transient receptor potential cation channel subfamily V member 5-like. Gene Ontology annotation, cellular component: plasma membrane. NCBI's taxonomy places the organism in Eukaryota, Metazoa, Hemichordata, Enteropneusta, Harrimaniidae. Gene Ontology annotation, molecular function: calcium channel activity; protein binding. Gene Ontology annotation, biological process: calcium ion import across plasma membrane. The record is from RefSeq and is a predicted model, not a curated record.